Penicillium nucicola is the source of this 1953-nucleotide messenger RNA. Its product is annotated as universal stress protein family domain protein. Lineage: Eukaryota; Fungi; Ascomycota; Eurotiomycetes; Eurotiales; Aspergillaceae. The transcript is spliced from 3 exons. Bases 1 to 1953 code for a protein of 650 amino acids. The record is from RefSeq and is a predicted model, not a curated record.
AUGAGUUCCCCACCGGAGGCGGUUCCGCUGUCGUACCACACAACUUCCCCCAUAUCCAACACGGAGAAGAGCUUAGGCCAAACCAUAUCAACAACCGUGAUCGAGGAGAAAUCAACGGGUCUAAACCGUGCCUUGCAAAGCCUGCUGAUUGCCCCGCCAAAGAAGAGUGCGGGGACUUGUUCGCCUAGAGCUCGCGCAACCCGCAGCCCAGUCGAGCCACUCGUCUCAUCGCCUUUGCGUAUCAGCUAUUCAGACAUGGCAUCUGCUCCGAGUUCACCGGAGAGGACUAGGACCGAAGCCCUUCCUUGGGAAUCAUCCGAUCAUGCCGUUGAGACUGGUCGACCGUCGAGCCGUCUUGGCACCGAUGAUGAUGCAAAGUCCGAGGUUUCCGCCUCUCCAUCCGAGCCGUUACAUUCCAAAAAGCGUUUUCUGCAAGCCCGGGACAAGUCUCAAAAUCGGAAGAGCAUGGCAGCUAUGAUGUCAGGAUUAGAAUCACGACUCUUUCCGAGGAGCUUUUCUCGCGGGAGAGACUCUUCGCGAAGUUCCCUCCAGCGUGGCUCAUCCCUUGACUCUAGAUCUUCUACUUCGCUGGAGAGGGGCCGCCCUAGCUCAUCUGGAAGCCAUUCUCUCCAUGUGGAAACAGUACAGCCUGCCCCUAACAACACUGGCAAGGGAAGAACUGUCAAUAUUCAUGAUCAUUUGAAUAAAUCAGAUGAAGCAUUGCCCAAUUCUCAUGGGACUCUUCCUGAUUAUGUGAAACCAGCAGCAGUGGAAGAAAACGGGGAACGACUGGCCAAAGAUGUGUUUGACCGUGACAAGAAUAUCAUUGAAAGCAGUGAAAGCGAGGACACUUCAAGUGACGAUGACAGCACAACCGAGGUCACACGGGGUCGCAAAAAGAGGGCUGAUAUCACAUCUAUCACACCCAGUGACUUUGAAACACCGCAGAAUCAUAAGCCUAAGCCGACAGAGCAAAAAUCAGCGGAUAAUACAACAGGGUCCCUAGAGAAGAAACCUCGGAAAUCGGCUUUGAAAGCCGUUGUGCAUCCACAGACAAGCUUCGAUAUUCCGACCCCUCGUAUCCAAUCAGUGGCUGGUACCCCUUACGGAUCAGAUGAUGAAGCGGAAAUUGGCGAUAUCCAUCGUGCCCAGAAGCUCAGCAUUUCCAUGUCCGCUAUUGAUAAUGGCGUGCACAACCGAUCUAUCCGAACCAUUGUUCGCGGGAACUUUUCAGGCUUGUCAGAUACCGGCGAUUGGGGCCGUCGCCGUCGGCGGAAAUAUCUGGUCGCCACCGACCUAAGUGAAGAGUCAGUAUAUGCCCUCGAGUGGACCAUCGGCACAGUUCUUCGAGAUGGGGACACCAUAUUUGCCAUUUACGUCAUGCACGAAGACUCAACCAGCACCUCUGCGGUGCAGGUCGGUGAGGGUGCCACAGUGAUGAAAGACGCAACAGCGGUCGUGGGCACGCAGACAAAGGAAGCCCAAAGUUCUGGCCAUGGAUCCCGAACCAUUCUGGGUCGACUUGGCCCUGGAACUGCCAGCAAGACACAUUCGGCUGAUUCCCGGGCCUCAUCAAUGGCUGAGGCAGAACGGGUGAGGGCUGUUGAGACUGUUUCUCAGACUUGUGUAAAGUUGCUGCGGAAAACGGUACUACAAGUUCGCAUUGCAGUCGAGGUUAUUCACUGCAAGAACCCGAAAUCCAUGAUUACUGAAGCUAUUGAUGAGCUUGAACCGACCCUUGCUAUUGUGGGUGCACGAGGUCAAAGUGCUCUCAAAGGUGUGCUUCUUGGCUCGUUCUCCAACUACCUACUUUCCAAUUCUUCAGUGCCGGUCAUGGUCGCUCGUCGAAAACUAAAGAGGCACUCUUUCAAGGGCAAACUCAGUAGCGCAAACGUGCGCCUCUCUAAUAAUUUGAUUACCCCGAAGAGUCUCUCCCAGGCCAAAGUGGACUAA